Mizuhopecten yessoensis (Yesso scallop) is the source of this 4261-nucleotide messenger RNA. RefSeq names its product calpain-6-like. Bases 1 to 2256 code for a protein of 751 amino acids. The transcript has 10 exons. NCBI's taxonomy places the organism in Eukaryota, Metazoa, Mollusca, Bivalvia, Pectinida, Pectinidae. Gene Ontology annotation, biological process: proteolysis. The record is from RefSeq and is a predicted model, not a curated record. Gene Ontology annotation, cellular component: cytoplasm. Gene Ontology annotation, molecular function: calcium-dependent cysteine-type endopeptidase activity.
AUGCCAACAAAAGAAGUGCCUUACCAAAAUUACGCUUAUAUAAAAAAGGAUAUUUUAGACAAACGGAAGGGGAAGACUUAUUCUUCCGAAGAUGAUCUGUUUGCCGAUCUUUCCUUUCCACCAGACCUGUCCUCUCUCAGUUAUGUUUAUAGCGGGGACGAUAAGUACGAGAAAAUGAUAUUCAAAAGACCUCUGGAGACCACUUCUAUCGCUGUGCUGUUUGGAGUAGGCGGAGUGGUGGAAGCAUCGUUUCCAUGGCGGGAGUUCCGGAAGCGGAAAUGGUUUGAAGCUGCUGUUGUGAUUGCUUCUCUGUGUGUUCACUACGUAGAAAAGUUGAUCCCUGGGUACCGGUUGUGUGAACAAAACUUUUCACUGGAUUAUAUAGGUGCCUUCCACUUCAACGUUUGGCGGUUCGGAGAGUGGAUCAAUGUUGUGGUGGACGACAACCUACCCAUGUUCGACAAUAACCUCAACUACUGUCGCGCAUUUGGGAAUCCUCCAGAGUAUUGGGGACCUUUACUGGAAAAAACGUAUGCAAAAAUUAUGCAAACUUACGAAGCCAUCGAAUAUGGAAAUACCCUCGACGCAUUGACGGAUAUUACCGGUGCUAUAUGUGAAUUCUAUACCCCGGAUACAAAUCCCCCGGAACAUUUUUUUCAUAUUAUCUACAAAUCCUGGGAGAACCGGUCGUAUAUGGUUUGUUGGAGGAACAACAAACGACUGACUCCCGCUGGGUUUAACCACUUCCGGUAUGAUGGUGAAGAGGAAGAAAUCGAAUCAGGAGACGAGGAGAGAUUCCUUCAUAUCAUCACUGCCGUCACUAAGUUUCCUUCAAUGGACGCAAGGAUGGUGGAAGUUAUAAGACUUAAGUGUCCAUUCAACGCGGAGCCGCGAUGGAAAGGGAAAUACUCUGACAGGGAUCAACUUUCAUGGAAAUCUUUGAAUUCCGGAUUUUUGGAACGGUACCGACCCCUUUUAUGUAAAGACUCGGAUGAAUAUUGGCUUUCAAUGGAAGACUUCCGGUGUAAUUUUGGUGGAUUAGUUAUCUGCAGCGGGAAAGAACCCUUUCGAUUGGAGGGAUUCAACCUUGAUAGAGUUUACUCGUGCACAAAGGAAGCGGGUAUGGUUGUCAAUAACAACACGAGCAACGAGUCGGACAGCAGACAUUCCGUGUCAAACGUGGUGAACAACGCUCAUAUUGAGAAAUAUACGGCGGAGCUGUAUACCAAUAAAAUAUCCCCUCGUAUACAGGAAGCAAACAACGAGAUCACUGUGAAGGAAAAUAAACAAACUAUCAAAAUGGAUACUACCAAGAAAGAUCAGUUCACACAUAAUAAAGUAGGCAUCAUUUCGCCUCGCGUCGAUACGAUGGACGAAGAAAGUAUAAUGACAAUUCUUUUGAAACAACGAAGACGAGGCUCAGAAAACCCAAAUAGUGCCAGGUCACAUGAUCCAAUGGGAUACGCACGCAAGCGCAGUGCUUCACACGCGAACACACGCUUAGACAAUCUAAGAUAUGACCGACUGCAGCCAUUAAAUAACAGUAUUUCUACUAAUUCAGUUUCGUCCGAACUGGAGAGCACCUUUUCUACUUCCGAUAUUUCAGUUAACAUUCCAGAUCACAUAUCUCGUGAGAACUCUUUAACUUCAGGUUGUCGAAACUUGUCUUUUCCCCUUUUGCAUCCCCGGACCUAUUCGACUGGAUCUCUUUCCCAUUUAACUCAGAGCAACUUCCUGGCAAUGAAGAAAGACAGUUUCCGGUCGCAUGGUGAUUGGAAAGGAAUUCUGGAGCACUAUGACAAAUGGACGAAGCAAAUGACGACAGGUUCGAACGACAUGAAGACUAAUUCUAACAAUCCUAGAAUAUGCUUUGCCAUUAAUAACGGCCAAACCUCUGACGAUACUAUUUCGCCGCCACCUUUUCGUGGGAAAUCGCACGUGCUGAUCUCGUUAUUACAGGAUUGUCGUCACGGACCGUCGACUGCCAACAGCCUACUUGUGCCAAUAGGGUUUGGUGUUUAUAAGACAAAGAGUUCUGACAAAGACGAAAAACGUCCUCUGUCUAAGCUUCAGACAAUAGGUCAGUUUGAAUCCGCCCGUGACCAACGGGAGGUAAGCGGACGCUUGGAUUUGGAAGAAGGAAACUACGUCAUAGUUCCGUAUUGCAAAUCACGUGGUCAUGAGGGAAGUUUCCUGUUGCGCAUGCUCGGUGAUAAAAGAACUGUGGUCGGUAAAGUUGGAUGCAUUGUAUCUUGAUGGUGAACAGUUCAUCUCCGUCUAUCGUCGACGUGUCCUCGUCGCUGUGGGAAACACGAUUCGGCCUAGCACCGCGUGUUUUACUAACAAUAUUAACCCUUUAACAAAAGUGAAUGCUCUGUAUGCCCAACCUUGUGGAUGAUACACUUAGACUACUUUUAUCCUUUGAUGUACAUCAAAGAAAUCGUGCGGCAUCGUAACGGUAAAAUUGACUAAUUGUGAAGUCGGGUGUCGCCCUUCUGCAUUAAAGGACAGGAACAGCCUAGCGAUUGAUCAUUUUUUCUUAUACCUGAAACAAAUCAAACCGCUAACUUCGUGCCUUCAGUUUUGUCAUGAGAGAUCCCAUGGGUAUAGGGAAGAUGUAACGAUUAAAUUGGACGAGAAUCGGUGUUUGGGAUUCGUAUAUUUUUUAUUGCGAAAAUGAUAUUUUAAAUUAGCUUCUUAAACUGAAAGAACAAUGGCCUUUUGGCUGGUGGUGCUUUUAUAAUAUGUCCUUCUUUGAUGUACACCGUGUCAAUAAACGUCUUCUGUGAAUAUCAUGAAUGUUCCAUUACAUCUUUAUUUGUACCCUACUGUAUAAUGAUCUUAAGGAUCCGUGUCCCACUGCAGGCAGAACACUAGAGAGCUCCACUGUACAAUUCUGUGCAUAGAGUAACCUCCCCUCAUUUUGGUUUAGAAUAUAACUAGAGCAGCGGAAGGGCCAGGAUACUUCCGUUGACUAGAAAGCCGAGUUAGUUUAAGCGCCAGUUCAAUGAUUGAUUGCCCAGGGUUCGAAUCCUGGUCUGGCCUCAUUAUUUUAUAUAGAAUUUCGUCAAGACAUGGGUUAUUUUCAGAAAGGAGUAAUCAAAGCUUAAGUUAUGCCAUGAAAAACACUCUUUCCUUGAAAGGGUGAGACUAGGUGAUUAGAAUACACAUAUUGCAUGCACGUCGUUUACAAUCCAGCUACGCGCCCGAGACUCUCGAAAAUUAUUUUAAAAUAUUGACAAAAUGUGAUUUAUAUUUUAAUUUACCACCGAAAUAAGAAAUUGCACUUAAGCACAGAAUCUGAGAUUUUGUAUAAGAACGGUUUCAUGAAGAUGGGGACAAUUUAAUGUUUCAUGAGUAAGGUAACUGAAAGUUUCCAUUUACUGUAAAUGUGUACUAGAAUUUCGGGAUUUUUAUAGAUCGGGUUCAUUGGGGUUUUGAAGAGUGCGAUUAAUUGAGGGUGCGUGUGGGACUGAUUAAUGUUUGUCGACACCUUACGUUCAGGAUUCGAUUUAUUAAAUAUUUCAACUUCAUUUUCGUCAUUCUUCGUUUGACAUCAAAAUUUAGUUCCUGCGUACUUUGCCCUUUUUCCUCGCCAUUAUGUAUUACAGUGUGCCUUAAUUGUUAAAUUGUUUAUUUUGUAACAUUACAUAAAUACCCACUCGUCACAUCUCGGCAGAUUCCGUACCUACAUCAUGAAAGGUACCGGAAUCGGCCGAGGUUUGCCGAAUGCAUAAAUAUCCAGUAAAGCGCCUUUUUCGCUUCAUAACGGGAUAUAAUAUGUUCGUUACUAUCCUGUCCGAUUUUAAAAGCGUAUGGUCGGACUGAAAUGUGGCGUCGAUUUGACGUCUGCUUGGAAUAUUUCAAUCGGGCGAUUCCAUUCUGUUAUCAGGUACGCACACCUUCUUAUUGAUGUACAGGCGUGUCACGUACAGUACACACGUUCUGGGCUUGGUUAUCAUUAAUCCGGUCAGUAAAACGGUUUAUUAAAUUCAACAUAAAAUCCAUAAUAUUUCCAUAACGCUUACUCUGAAAUUUAAACGAUUUCUCUAUUGAUAAAAUCAGCAGUGCGCGUACUAUUACGAAAUUAAGAUUGUUUUUUUAAGAAUUUAGAAAAACUUGCUAUUUAGGUUGUUUGAUCAAGUAUUAAUUUUGAGAUUAAAGAGACUUAUUCUUGGGUUAAACGUUUCAUUUGUUCAGUGUGAACUAACAGAAAUAUUUCUUGCAACAUAUAUGCCAUGUAGAUAUAUAUAUUUAUGAA